CAAAAUCGUUAUGUUUAUCUGGUCGACAACCAAGAUUCUUGGCGAUUCCAUUCUACUGCUACGAAACAUCCAAAAUCCCAAAUCCCAAAUCCUACAAACUACAAAUACAAACGACUUUUCAACAGUCGUCGUAUCCUUGGAAUUGAAUCGAAGAAGAUGUUGAUUCGCAGACGCGUUUUCUCUAUUACUCCGUCGACAACAAGUCUUCCAUCUAUCUCCUUCGUUUUUAUUUCUACACCCUUUUUUUCUCAGAUACCCCAUUUAUCACAGGGAUCAUCGACCAUUCACUUGUCACGAAGAUCAAGGUUUAAUGCUUAUGGUAAUUCAAGUCUAACUUCAUUCAGAAAUUAAGUAAAGAUAAAGUCUACUUAGUUGCCGCGACAUGAUUCUUAGGGGUCUGCUCAUCAUCGUAGUUUUGAUCGUUCUGCCCCGACAAUCGUAUGCGUUAUCCCCGGUCUAUUCUUUCAGACACCUGUAUGAACAAAGCAACGUUUCUCCUUCUCCUAGCCCUUCUAAUGGUGUAGGUCUAGCUUCUGGUGGAUCAAAUUUCCAGCAAUCUUGUAAUAGGGCAUCUAGAAGCUGCCAGCUGAAGAACAUAGCUGCCUGCUUGACUUAUUCUCAAAGUGGCCCUGAUGAAGAAAUAUGGCUAUAUGUACAGAACAAUGAGAAAAACCUUUUGCAUGUGAAAAUUAUGAUCCUUCCUUCAAACAAUACGAUUGAGGAGAUAGAUUUACCAAUCCACCAAAUGAACAAGAUCAAGAUUUCUCGAGAUAUAUUUUAUUCAAAUGCUGCAAUAGCAUUGAAUACAAGUGUAGGAGAUUGUGUAAUACAUGCUGCAGCUCCACCACCCGAAACCAAUUACCAGAAAUACCCUUCUUCAUAUAGCAUCUACAUAACCCCAAUCAAUGGUGCAUACUUUGUAAUUCUGAUAUUUAUCAUUGGAGGGACUUUGACUUUUGUCAAAUCAAGAAUCCAUAGCAGCAGGCAUAUUGAUGGGGUUCCAUACCAUGAACUUGAAAUGGAAAAUUCAAAAGCCCUUUCAUCAUUAGACAUGGAGGAAAAUGGAACGGGAAAUUGGGAUGAAGAUUGGGAUGAUGAUGAUUGGGGUGACAAAAAACCGGUCAAAUCUGGUGGUCAAAAUCCCAUGAAAGUGGAACAAUUGAAUACAAAAUUCCCGAAUUCUAAUGGAAGGAGAAAGGAAUGGGAUGAUUAGUAUUUUGAAUGGAUUUUUGCCAAAAUGUAGGUAAGAUGUUCAC
This is a messenger RNA of Lactuca virosa, 1256 nucleotides long. NCBI's taxonomy places the organism in Eukaryota, Viridiplantae, Streptophyta, Magnoliopsida, Asterales, Asteraceae. The record is from the annotation of a GenBank genome assembly.